GCAACUAUGCAGUUUUCGUUAUUUCGUUACGAUUCCAUCCUCCUCUUGUUCCUUUUCCUCUGUUUUUUCCCACGUGCUUGUUUUCCCGCCAGGAUCACACCGGAGCAAAUAACCGUCACGACCACCGGCGACACACAUACGCACAAGGCCACGUGGUUUAACUUCACUCGCUUUAAAGACGCCGACAACGGUAGCCACGUCAUCUCCGGCAUGUCGGAGCUCAAGAGAUACUUCCAACGUUUCGGGUACCUCUCCGUCCGGAACGACAAUUUCACUGACGUUUACGACACCCAAUUUGAAUCCGCCGUUAACUUGUACCAGAAAAAGUUCGGGUUACCGGUAACUGGGAAGCUCGAUUUCGACACGAUAUCGACGAUCAUGUCACCGAGGUGCGGCGUCUCCGAUUCGGCCCCCACGAAGAUCCAUGCAUCGAAACACUUCGUGUAUUUCAACGGACGGCCGAGGUGGAACAACGAUUCGGCUUCGACGACGACGCCCAUGACGUUGACAUACGCAUUCUCCCCUUCCAACAUGAUAAACUACAUAAGCUUACCGGAAAUCCGAACAGCUUUCAAACGCUCGUUCUCGAGAUGGGCUUCGGUGAUUCCCAUAAACUUUAAUGAAACUGAAGAAUACGAAAAAGCCGAUAUAACAAUCGGGUUCUACGGCGGCGACCACGGCGACGGGGAAGCAUUCGACGGGGCUCUAGGAGUGUUGGCUCAUGCAUUUGCGCCGGAGAACGGGAGGAUGCACUUCGAUGAAGAUGAAACGUGGGCCGUAGAUUUCAAGAAAGCGAAAUCGAAGUUAGCUGUUGACUUGGAGUCGGUGGCGACGCAUGAGAUCGGUCAUAUUCUAGGGUUGGGUCAUAGCUCGGUACAGGACGCCGUCAUGUACCCGAACUUGAGUCCUCGGGCAAGAAGAAGGGAACUGAAACUUGACGAUGUGGAAGGUGUUCAAGCUUUGUAUGGGUCGAACCCUAACUUCGAGAUCAGCUCUUUUUCAGAAUCAGACAAUGUUUCCGACAAAGGAACUGGACUCGUCUGUAGAUCAUCAAACUGGACUCUUUCUUUGGUAGUGCUGGUGUUCUUCAUUCUUUUGGUGAUAGUUUAG
Hibiscus syriacus is the source of this 1110-nucleotide messenger RNA. Its product is annotated as metalloendoproteinase 1-MMP-like. The record is from RefSeq and is a predicted model, not a curated record. The coding region runs from base 7 to 1110 and encodes 367 amino acids. Gene Ontology annotation, molecular function: zinc ion binding; metalloendopeptidase activity. Gene Ontology annotation, cellular component: extracellular matrix. NCBI's taxonomy places the organism in Eukaryota, Viridiplantae, Streptophyta, Magnoliopsida, Malvales, Malvaceae. Gene Ontology annotation, biological process: collagen catabolic process; proteolysis; extracellular matrix organization. The transcript has a single exon.